Messenger RNA from Drosophila biarmipes, 1228 nucleotides. RefSeq names its product tetraspanin-17 (gene Tsp26A). Gene Ontology annotation, biological process: protein localization to plasma membrane; protein maturation. Gene Ontology annotation, cellular component: membrane. NCBI's taxonomy places the organism in Eukaryota, Metazoa, Arthropoda, Insecta, Diptera, Drosophilidae. The record is from RefSeq and is a predicted model, not a curated record.
AAGUAAUAUUGUAAAUUGCCACGGUAACACCGUUGAACAGAAAAAUAUAUUUAAUUUUUUGUUUUCUUUUGCCUAUAUUUAUUAUCGUUGAACUUGAAGUAAUGCCAGUUGCUUUGCGCAAGAUACGCCGAGAGACCAGUGAAGUCAGCUGUUGCCUUAAGUACCUUCUUUUCGCCAGCAAUGUGUUUCUGUGGCUUUCGGCUUUGCUGGUCUUGUCAGUUGGAAUCUGGGCAUGGAGUCAGAAGGACACAUUUCGGAACAUAACUCGGUUGCACUUCAUCGCCUUAGACCCUGCCUUUGUCCUGAUCUUCCUGGGCGGCGUAACCUUUUUGCUGGGCCUUAUGGGCAGCGUGGGGGCCUUGCGCGAAAACACUUGUCUUUUAGCAGCGUACGCGAUCUUUCUCUGUGUCAUGCUUAUCGCAGAGAUCUGCUUCUGUACUGUGGGCUUCGUCCUGAAGGACAAAGGAUGGAUAAAGAACCAGGCCACCGAGGGCUUAAAGGCCUUUAUCCGUCACUAUCGAGAGGACGCUGACCAACAGAAUCUUAUUGACUGGAUACAGGAGGACUGGUUACAAUGUUGCGGCAUUGAGGGGCCGAAAGACUGGGACAGCAACAACUACUUUAACUGGUCGUCUAUCGUUAUUGGCAGUAGAGAGGCGUGUGGGGUACCCUUUUCUGAACUGAUUAAAAACAAACAAUGCGGCUACGAUGUGCGCAAGGAUGGAUACGGCAUGGAGCUGUCAAAAAUUAUAUAUGAAAAGGGCUGUGUUCAAGCUGGCGAAGAAUGGAUGGAACACAAUUUAAUUAUUAUUUCCACUACUGUUAUUGCUGUGAUGUUUUUCCAGAUCCUAGGAAUAUGCUUUGCUCAGAACUUACGCGCCGAUGUGUAUAAUCGAAAGUCAAAGUGGAUCUGACAAAUGGCUCUUGCUCCCCCAAACGCUAUUUAGGAAGGCAGACAACUCGACAAAGGAUUGGGGAACUUCGAGGAUAACCUUAAUUGAAAAAAUAUAAAAAGGCAUAGAUAAAACAAAAAAUGUAUCUUAAUAUGCAACUGUGAUAUUUAAAAAAUAAAUGUAUAAAAACUACGAAAUUAUAACCAAAACAAUGUGUAAACACAUAUUUAUUUUUAUAAGCCAAAAUAUCUUUUUGUGUCGAAAUAUCAAAAUCGCAGAACGAAAUUCUAUUUUUACUGGUUAAUAGUUUUAAAAAAUAUAUAUUUUUAAAUUUA